GGGGAGGCCACGCUGCGUUCCCGAGGUGUGACCCGAGCUGACAACCCAUGAACACUCCCGGGACCCCGGCGCCCGGCCACCGGGCCCUGCCGCUGCCGCCGCCGCUGCUGCUGGCCACACUGCUUCUGCUGCUGGCCGCUUCGGGACACACAGUCCCUUGUUUCUUCCAUGGCUUGCCUAAACCUACAAAUAUCACCUUCUUAUCUAUCAACAUGAAGAAUGUCCUGCAUUGGAAUCCACCAGAGGGUCUACGUGGAGUUGAAGUCACAUACACUGUGCAAUAUUUCAUAUAUGGGCAGGAGAAAUGGCUGAAUGCCUCUAAAUGCGGGAGUAUCAGCAGGACCUACUGUGACCUUUCUCUCGAGACCUCCGACUAUGAGCACCAGUUCUAUGCCAAAGUGAAGGCCAUUUGGGAAAGCAGGUGCUCCGAAUGGGCCGAGACGGAACGCUUCCACCCUUUCUUGGAAACUCAAGUCAGUCCACCAGAGGUUGCCCUGACAACUGGCGAGAAGUCCAUUUCUAUUGCCCUGACAGCACCAGAGAAGUGGAAAAGAAACCCGCAAGACCACACUGUUUCUAUGCAACAGAUAUACCCCAAUUUGAAGUACAAUGUGUCUGUGUAUAACACUAAGUCGAGAAGAACGUGGUCCCAGUAUGUCACCAACAGCACACUGGUGCUCAGCUCGCUGGAGCCCAACACUCUGUAUUGUGUCCACGUGGAGUCCCUUGUCCCAGGGCCCCCUCGCCUCCCGGUGCCUUCUCAGAAGCAGUGCAUCAGUACUUUGGAAGUUCAAACAUCAGCAUGGAAGGCUAAAGCCAUCUUCUGGUAUGUCUUGCUCACGUCUGUUAUCGUGUUUCUUUUCUCCGCAAUUGGCUACUCGGUUUACCGUUACAUCCAUGUUGGCAAGGAAAAACACCCAGAAAAUUUGGUACUGAUUUAUAGAAAUGAAAUUGGCACAAGAGUCUUUGAACCUACUGAAACAAUCACACUUAAUUUUAUCACCCUCAGCAUGUUGGAUGAUUCUAAAAUUUCUCCAAAGGACAUGAAUUUACUGGACAAAAGCAGUGAUGACAUCAACAUUAAUGACCCUGAGCGCAGUGAGGGCUGGGAGCUGCACUGGGAGGAGGUGGAGGGGCAACAUUUAGGAUGCUCUUCGCAUUUGAUGGAUGUCAUCUGUGGUGCUGAGCAAAGAGACAGAGACACCUCUCUAACCCAGCACGAAUGGCUUAACAGCACCAUCCCCACAGAAGAGGCAGACACUGAGCCUCAAUACAAAGUCCUAACUUACUUCUACGGGGAGGGUGAAAUCCAACAGUUCUGUGGGCCGGAAGAAGCAGCCAGAACAGAGAAAAUAUGUGAGCCACAGGCAACUUCAGAAAACUUGGACCCACAGCUUGAAGACCUACAUCAUCUGGGGCAGGAGCAUCCUGUCUCAGAGGAUGGGCCAGAGGAAGAGCCAUGUAUAACAGUAGUAGAUUGGGACCCUCAGACUGGCAGGCUGUGUAUCCCUUCCUUGCCUAUCUUUGGCCGUGAUCCUGAGAACUAUGGGCAUUAUGAGACAGACCAGCUCUUAGAGGAUGGCCUUCUGUCUAGACUGUAUGAGAACCAGGCACCUGACAAGCUAGAGGAAGAAAAUGAAAAAUGUCUCAUGCAGUUUAUGGAGGAAUGGGGGUUACAUGUACAAAUGGAAAGCUAGCGCCAGGCUUUCUGUUGACUGUCAACAAAUGAAGGAACCAUCCCCGGGGGUGAACAGUGUUCAGAUUAUCAAUGUCAGUAAUGGGACUGCUCUCUUUGUUUGUGUACUUCGUUGGCCUUGAAUCCUCCAUGGGGUUGGCUUCCAUCCAACCUCCUUCCCAAUCCACAGAGUCCUAGAGGAACUUUCUGAAAUGCAGAGCCCUGAGCUUUGUUGUAGACAGAAUAAGAUUUGCAGGUUGGGUGGGGACUUUAUACAGAAGAGCUCACCACGAUCCCAGUUUAUUAUUUUCUAACAGUUAUUUUCUGAAUUUUUACUGUAUAUAUGCAACACUAUCAAAAUAUUUCAUAAAAGUCAUUUAUUUUAUAAAA
Molecule: messenger RNA, 2065 nt
Organism: Mus pahari (shrew mouse)
Lineage: Eukaryota; Metazoa; Chordata; Mammalia; Rodentia; Muridae
Gene: Il20ra
Product: interleukin 20 receptor subunit alpha
Exons: 7
Coding region: 48-1697 (549 amino acids)
Molecular function (GO): interleukin-20 binding
Source: RefSeq, a predicted model, not a curated record